Messenger RNA from Penicillium lagena, 840 nucleotides. Its product is annotated as LYR motif-containing protein. Lineage: Eukaryota; Fungi; Ascomycota; Eurotiomycetes; Eurotiales; Aspergillaceae. The record is from RefSeq and is a predicted model, not a curated record. Bases 1 to 840 code for a protein of 279 amino acids. The transcript is spliced from 3 exons.
AUGCAUAAGGUGUUGGUCCCGAAGCGGUCGGGGGUGCAUCGCUUUGCUUGUCGGGCUCUAUACCGAGCACUUCUGCGACAAUGCUCGCCCUCCGUCGGUAACGCGCCAUGGCUGGGGGAAGCCAAGUCCCUGAUGCGGCAGAAGUUUCGGCAAUAUCAGGGCCUUAAUAGUCCCUCACAGACAAGGAACGCCCUGAAGACAGGCUACUCAACGCUGGAUCUCCUCCACUCCGCAUGCAAAGGAAAUAAGCACGACGAAGACCGAAUUACCACAAUUCUCGCAAAAUUCAAGGCCUUCCGAGCCGAGUAUGUCGCGAGGCAGAGGGAGCUGGCAGAAUCACAGCCGCCGAAACAGCUAGGCCCGAAACAGAUCCAGAAGCAAGAGCGGAUCCGCAAGCAAAAUGAAACCACCCGUAGGCAUCCAGAUGCCGAAUCGAUUUUCUUGCGUCCUCGACCGGUCGUGAGCGGGAAGCGCCGUGUCCCCGUUCUCGUCAGUGCACGCGGAGUCCCGUUUUUGCGCUUCAAGAAACCGCAGCCGAGGAAUCUUAGCGGGGUGAUUCGGAACAAGCUCGACAGGCGUCAGAAAUGGAUUGAUCGGCGGGACCGAUUACAGGUGGAGCUCCUGUUCGCAGGGGAUGAAGACGUUUGGGAUGAUAUUACCAACAUGGAAGACUCGGUCCGGUGGACUGAGGAGCUUUACACGGCGUUUAGGGAUGUCAAGGAGAAGACAAAAAAUGAGGAUAUGAAGAACAAGGAGAUGGCGGAGAAGAUGUGGCAGAUCGUGUUGGCAGAACGCGAGUUGGCGGAGAAAGAGGAGAGAGAACGACAGUCCGAGAGAUAG